AUGGCUUUGUCGUCGUAUCUAUGGGGUAAAAGUUCAUCGAAACUAACCAAAAAUAUUAGCAAUAACAAAACUACUAAUACUGCAACUACAACUACAACUACAACUACAAUUCCAAUUCCAAAUACAGAUGCAUUAAAUAAAAACUUGGAUUUCCCAAGGGUGUUCGAAAAAAGAUUUGGUGAAAUUUUGGGUAAAAGAACUUAUUUCCUAAAGAAAAACUCAGCUGACUAUAUCGGUCUGGGAUUACCUGAUUUGAUUCAUAUUAAUCUAUCAAAUAACAACAACAAUCGAAGCAGCAGCAGCAACACAACUAAUGUAAAAUCAGAGUUGGAAAUAGGACAAUUCUUUCAUAUCACCGGCGCUGAUUUCUCAGAUAAAUCAAUGCCUUUGGCUUUACUAAAUAUAAUCCAACAUUCAGCAGUAUCGACCUUUGCUCCAAGAAUAAUCACAUUCUCUUGUUAUAAUUUUUUAUCAAAUCUAGAUUUGAUUAUAAGGUUUGAGUCAAUUACAAAAUAUUCAAUCACAAUCAAUGAUUUAAACCAUGUUAAAAACUCGAAUAUAAAACUUAACGAUAACCUAUGGGAAGAAUUCUUCUUAUGUUCGUCAAUUCGUUCAAUUAUAAUAAAUAAUGACAUUCAAUUGAAAUUCCCAGGUUUACUAGAGUUACCACUCUUAAUAGAAAAUGAUUCAAAAUUAACGGAAAAACUUAUUGUUGUUCUAUGUAAAUUUUUGAAUCGUUAUUUGGAUUGUGGUUUCGAUAACUCAUUGCAUUCUUCAUGUUCAAUUAUAAAUAAUUAUUUGACAGAAUCUCUAUUAUUGAUUUUAUCGAUUUCGCCAACUUUAAUAGAUUUCACUGUUAAUCAUUUAAAGAGUUUGUUGAACUCAACUACCAUAACCAACAAUGAUUCAUUUAUCUUAAAUAUCGUCAUAUUAAAAAUUUAUUCGCAUUUUGAAAUUAAUGAAAUUGAAUUCAUAUCCUCUUUAAACGAAGUACUAAAAGAAUCUUUAGCAAAUUUGUCAUUCUCAAAUAAAAAGAAUUCAUCUGAUUCAAACUUCCAAUUGAUUAAUUCAAUAAUUGAUUUAUUGAAUUUACAAUCAAACUUCCUCUUAGGAAAACAAGAUUACGAACUAGCAUUAAACGUUUCAAAAUUAGCAACCAGUUUAUCUCCAGAUUCCUUCGAGUCUUGGUACAAUUUAGCAAUUAGUUAUGCCUUCUUAAACGAUUUCAAACGUUCUUUAUUCUCGAUAAACUCGAUGCCCUUUCUACCAAUGACAAACACCUACAAAAAGUUGAUGUCAACUAACUUCAUACCAAUAUUCGUUGGUUGCUAUUAUUUGAAACCUUCUUUACUUUCACAAUCUGAUAUACUAGAUCAGAAAAAUGUUUUAAACCCAAUCGAAAUGAUUACCGUACAAUCAUAUACAAAAAGUUCUCGCAAUUUAAAACCGUCAUCAUCCAAUAAAGACAAAUAUGAUGAGAUUCUCUUUGGAAGAACAUUGAUGCCUAAAUUUUCAAGUAUUGGUAGAAUUACUAAGAUUUGGAACGGUUCAUGUUUAAAAUUAGGUCAAAUUUACGGUUUAAAUUCUUCAAAUUUAACUGAAUUUGUCAGUAGAAAUGAAAUAAAUUCUAUCAAAGAUCUAAACCUUUUGAAAAGGAACACAACUGCAAGUAAAUUAUCUUCAUUUCAAUUAAAAGUUUACGACAUUCUGUUGAAGAUUAUCACAACAAUUGGUUGGAAUGACCUUUUGAAAUUAAGAUCUGACAUUUUCCUGAUGGAGAAGGAAUAUUUUGAAAUUUCCAAAAAAUACCCAAUGUCCACCGACAAGAAUGUAAUCCCAUUAGAAUUCAAAAGGAAAAAACUAUGUGAGCCGUGGUUAGAUCAACUAUUCCUCGAUCUGUACGGAGAUCUGGGGAUAACCUCUAAUUACCAGAGCGAGGAAUCCAACUCGACAAAACUAUCUGGGUUGGAAUGGGAACUGUUAGGACUAACACAGAUGCGGACAUGGUAUUGGAACGACAGCAUCACAUCGUUGAGGACUAGUCUAUCGGCAAGAUUUGAUGUGGUAAGUUGUCAAAAUUUGUUAAAUCUAUAUCUGAAAUCAAAUCUCCUGCAUGACAAAAUCUUAAUGGAUUACAACAUACUUCUAGACUUGUUAGUGAAGAAGAUAGCAUACGACACCAGAUUUUACGACAACUUCCAAAUUUUCAAUUAUCAGGUAUUAUUUAAACUAUGUUCUACGGUUGGAAUCAACAUUAUAAGGAAUAGAAUUACAUUACUACCUGACAUCGAAUCCGGCAUAAUCACAAAAGUAGAAACAAUGUUAGAAUGGGUAUCAGAGAUGAUAACAGAUUAA
This is a messenger RNA of Vanderwaltozyma polyspora DSM 70294, 2355 nucleotides long. RefSeq names its product Chs6p (gene CHS6). The record is from RefSeq and is a predicted model, not a curated record. Gene Ontology annotation, biological process: Golgi to plasma membrane transport. Lineage: Eukaryota; Fungi; Ascomycota; Saccharomycetes; Saccharomycetales; Saccharomycetaceae. The transcript has a single exon. Gene Ontology annotation, cellular component: exomer complex. Gene Ontology annotation, molecular function: protein binding. Bases 1 to 2355 code for a protein of 784 amino acids.